UCAAUUUUUUGAUUCAAGCUCAUUUACAAAUAUUUAUUGUGCAAUAAAAAUAUUUGAAAACAAAUAUUAAAAUGGUAUUUACUGCACGAAAUGAAGAACGCGCUUUCAUAAUCGAAUGCCUAAAAGUAUACAAAUCUUUACCUGCGUUAUGGGACUCCAAAUCACCGGAAUAUCGAAAGAAAGUUCAGAAAGAUGAAGCUUAUGAAGUUUUAGUGGACAAAUUCCGAGAGAAAUAUAAAAAUAUCAAUCGCAAAGAUGUAACUAAAAAAAUAAAUACAUUGCGAACGAACUUCCGUAAAGAAUUAAAACGUUUGGCACAAGAGGGUCGCGAGGAUUCUAAGCUUUGGUAUUUUGAUGUAAUGAAAUUUCUAAAGGACCAAGCAGCUAAUAAAGAAGAAGAGAGCUUUCAAAUUUCAUACGAUGAAGGAGAGUCAUUGAAUAUAGAAAUAAUUGAACAGCCAUCAUCACCCAUUUCUGAUAAAUACGCUAAGGAAAAUCUGAGUGAAUCUUUAGUACAACUCAAUGCAGCACAAACAUCGAGUUCGGGAGUUUUAGGAGAAUAUGAACUCAAAUUGGCCGAAACUUGGGCUAUGGAGCUGCAGAAGAUGGCACCAGAACAGCAAAUAUAUGCUAAAAAAGCUAUUAAUGAUAUAAUUUAUGAGGGGCAGUUGGGAAAUUUACAUCGAGAUAGUGUGCGUAUUUCCAUGCCAAUGGCAAGACUUGUUUAAUUUUUAAAUUUAUUCAUUCUUAAUUCUAAAGACAGUUAUACUUUAUUUUCUCAUAUUUCAAGAUAUAUCAUUCCGGUAUAUCACCGCCAGGUACCAACUGUAAAUAAAUAUGUAAUGUUUUAAUAGUAAAAUAAAAUUAUAUUAUUUGAAAAUAUA
Molecule: messenger RNA, 884 nt
Organism: Ceratitis capitata (Mediterranean fruit fly)
Lineage: Eukaryota; Metazoa; Arthropoda; Insecta; Diptera; Tephritidae
Exons: 2
Coding region: 72-728 (218 amino acids)
Source: RefSeq, a predicted model, not a curated record